Molecule: messenger RNA, 1218 nt
Organism: Branchiostoma belcheri (Belcher's lancelet)
Lineage: Eukaryota; Metazoa; Chordata; Leptocardii; Amphioxiformes; Branchiostomatidae
Product: low affinity immunoglobulin epsilon Fc receptor-like
Exons: 4
Coding region: 1-1218 (405 amino acids)
Source: RefSeq, a predicted model, not a curated record
AUGUACGAGCAGGCAGAGCCUGUCCGGUCGCCUUUCUCCGGCCCCGACAGCCGCCAACCCAGCGGGCCGCCACCCCAACCCCGUCCCGUCCGACAGAGUGGUUCACGCGGGCGUGUCCGCCAUGGCAACGGCGCUUCUGACAAGCAGCGGGAAGACCAGGACACGUCUUCACACACGUACAAAAACGCCGAGGAGGUGAAACGUUACGCAACGUCUGCAGACCGCGCGUAUCCAGGUGGAGCGAGCGGCCGCCGGGGUCUGUGUAGCUUCCUCCGCGCCCGCAGCAGCUGCCUGGCCGCCGGCAUCGCCGUGCUGCUUAGCCUGUGCGCCGUGGGACUCGCCCCUCUCACGUUCAGCAACAAACAGGAAAUAUCCCAAUUGUCGACUGCUGUUGACGCCUUGAAGCGCGACCAAGACGACAUGUCCACCACUGUUGACGCCUUGAAGCGCGACCAAGACGACAUGUCCGCCACUGUUGACGCCUUGAAGCGCGACCAAGACGGCAUGUCCACCACUGUUGACGCCUUGAAGAGCGAACAAGACGACAUGUCCACCACUGUUGACGCCUUGAAGCGCGACCAAGACGACAUGUCCACCACUGUUGACGCCUUGAAGCGCGACCAAGACGACAUGUCCACCACUGUUGACGCCUUGAAGCGCGACCAAGAAGCCUUGCGCCGACUGUCCACCACUGUUGACGCCUUGAAACGUGACCUGGACAACGAGCGCAGCCCAACCGCCACCUCGGAGCCGCGUCUUCAAGAGAAAGCCUUACCAUGUUUUCCAGCAUCUUGCCCCGAAGGUUACACCAAGUGGCGUGGGAUCUGCUACAAGGCCUUCAACACAGACAAAACCUUCGACCAAGCGACCGCGGCCUGUGGCGAAGACGGCGGCACCCUCGCCAUGCCCCGAGACGCCGAGACCAACGCCUUCCUCAUCACCCUGCACAACUCCGUGAGCGAGUAUCGGCCCUUCUGGUUCGGCCUGCACGAUCAGCGCGAAGAGGGGAGGUUUGAGUGGGUGGACGGGUCUGCACUUGGGCCGUACAGCUCCUGGGGUCCGGGACAACCGGACAACUAUGGGGGCAGGGAAGAUUGCGUCCGUUACUUCGCGUACUCAGCCUGGAAAUACAAGUGGCUCGACCAUGACUGCCGCCUGAAGUUUUACUUCAUAUGCCAGACUGCUCCAGGUACUUAUUGUAUCCUCACUAUUUCCUAA